Molecule: messenger RNA, 591 nt
Organism: Acanthosepion pharaonis
Lineage: Eukaryota; Metazoa; Mollusca; Cephalopoda; Sepiida; Sepiidae
Source: the annotation of a GenBank genome assembly
AUGCACACGACGCAAUCAUCAGAUCGCGACCAAACAUUGUUUCUUUUCCGCCUUUCUUAUUCAAAACAUUUCCCGCCGUUUCUCACUCACUUCCAUUUUCUUUUCCUCAUCCCCUUCUCCCCACUAUCUCUUACUUUACCACUCUUUCACAUAGAUUUUUCUUUUUCUCUUUCUCUCUCUCUAUCUCUCUCUGAUAUUCCCCGUUUUUGUAUUUUUCCUCAUUUUUUCUUUUUUUGUUUCUUAUUUUAUUUUGUUGUUUUUUUUGCUCACCUUCUUUUUUCUUUUAUUCCUAUUUUCUUUCUUUCAUAUUCAGCUUUUGAUUAUCAUUUAUCUCUUUUUUUUUCUAUUUUGCGUUUACCUUUCUCGCUUUUCAACCUUUUCUUCUUCUUCUUCUCCUCCUCCUCCCCCUUCUUCUUCUUCUUCUUCUUCUUCUUCUUCUUCCAGGUGCCGUUUCUUAUUACGUCUGUUCCGAAUAUCUAUCUAUCUAUCUAUCUAUCUAUAUCUAUGAAUCUAAUCAUUAUCUAUCUAUCUAUCUAUCUAUCUAUCUAUCUAUCUAUCUAUCUAUCUAUCUAUCUGAAUCUAAUGAUAUGA